UUUUACACAUAGCACUGCACGGCACACACCACCACACAGAUAUACCACACCCUUCACCAUGAAGUUUGGUAUGAGGCGGGCGUCUUUGGUCAUGCUGGCGAUUGUCUUGCGGCGAUCGGCGCAAGCUUUCACGGUCCCAAGCGUGAUGACCAUCAGACCUUCGCAGCAGGCGCAAGCGCAGCAACAACAUCCGCCCGCUUCUGGACAGGUAUUCGCCGCGACGGACGUUGUUCCUGCUUCCAAAGGGCAGGCGCCGCGGCCACGAGGGCAGUUGGAAAGGGCACUGCAAGGGGCGUCGUUCGCGGCAGCAACAGGGUUUGCGGGAGCGUCCAGUGUGCUAGCAGAGUACAUUGAUCCGGACGAUGUCGGUGAAGUCGUCAGUAGCGACCUUCCGCCGAUGUGGGUGCCGCUCGCAGUCGGCUUCGUUCUCACGCUAGGCAUCGGCCUGCUUCAGGGCAGCCUGGGGGACGUUAUGAACGACGAGGCCAAGCUCGGGGCAUUGUCAGGCGCGAGAGCUGCCAAGCAAAGUGCCCGCGACCGAGACAUGUUCAAGAAGAAAGGCCCAAAAUAGUCGGCUAUGAGCCAACAUUGUGGGGAAAGAGAUAGGUAGAUAAACUGGCAUGGUUCAAAUGGGGGCAUGGGGGCCGUGUCUGUAAACCCCCUUGUAGAUUUUGGAUGUGUUUGAGACUCUACUGUAGUGCGUUGUUGAGAUUUGUCUCGGCGCGACAAUGGCUGUGGCCGGCGUGAUUUGUCCAGGCUCUCCAGAGAGUGGACGCAGGCGAAAUUCGGUCGGGGGGUGUUUUUUGUGCCUAUUGAAAGUUGAGGAAGAGCUGUAUACAUCGAUCCUUUUUGCGGAAGCCAGGUAACCAGGACUUUUCUCCCUUUGUACAGACAUUCAACACCGGGAAGAGAUCUGGAAAGCUGACGGAUAGAUUUCCUUCGGUCCGGGGGUUUUGCCAAGAACGGUCCACGAAAUGCAGCAAACAUCCGGGAUGGAUCUUUAAUAUAGGAAAGGGUGUUGAUGAAAGCACACCUAGCUUACACAUUGUAAGUGCCUUCGGCCGCACCCUUGGCAUUUCUCGCCGCAUAUGUAUCACGAGAGAAAGCGCCCCCCCCCGUUGGCAGACCGUUAAACUACCGGGAUAGGGUUGGCAGACUGUGACUCAGUGGAGAUGGGGU
This is a messenger RNA of Ectocarpus sp. CCAP 1310/34, 1179 nucleotides long. The record is from the annotation of a GenBank genome assembly. Lineage: Eukaryota; Phaeophyceae; Ectocarpales; Ectocarpaceae.